UUCAGGAGGCGAGGAGACGUUUAAAUGUGCGUGCACUUGCUGAUUGUUUUGCACUUUCUGACACGAGAACUGUACUGUGGGGACUUGUCUCUUAAAAAAAAAAAUCAUACCGCUGUUUCCGCUUUCUUUUGGCGGUGGAUCUACAGCGCAUCACCAGCAAACUCUUAACAGCGACAGAGGAUGUUUGAAAAAGCGACAAAGAAGCUGGUCCAACAGAUAGAUCCGAAGGGUGCUCUGAUUGCGGCUUCCAGCCUAAAUAAUUCCAAAAAACUAAAGCCUCUUGCGGUGGUGCAGAAAAUCCAGAAAGGCUGGUUCUGGCAGCAAACUAAAUACAAACCCACAGAAUUCAAACUCAAUGACCUGCUGGAAGGGGAUCCAAUUAAACCAGUGUGUGAGGAGGAAGAGUUUGUAAAGUUUGAGGGAGAGUACAAAAACUCUGCAGCUGGAACUGUAGAGGUGGGAUGUUCUGCUGUCUGCCUAAAUGCGAAUGGACAGGGCAAAUCAAAACUUUGUUUAUCCCUCGGGACACUUAAGAAGGAAGCUGUGGAUAUUCCCAAACUUGUGAAGCUCACAAGAGGAAGGAAGCUGGACCUCACAGGCUCUUUUUUCAAGAAGCUCCCCCAAAAAAACAAGACUUUAACCCUCCUUAAAGAGCGAAUUUUAACCACCAGUGACUGCUUUAUCUCCUACAUCGAACUGGAGAAGGCCGGCUGCCGUGCUGCGAUUGGUUGUACUGAGAUGCACAUGAAAGACAGUGGUAAAUUUCAAUAUGGCUCUAAGACUGCAUUUCACAUCCCACCGAAGACUGUGAUGGCUUACAGUGUCAUUGAAAUGACCAUCGAAAGUGACGGCUACUUUGAUUUGUGCGUUGGACCCAGUGGGGUGGAAUCAGAUGAUAUUUCCCAGAAUCCCUUUCCCACUUUCUCAGAGGUGGACGGUCAAUGGCCACUUAUCCAGAAAGGUUUCCCACUUACUACUCUAAAAAAAGCUCUUGCAGUUGUUCAGGCUAGAUUUUGUGCACUGGCUGACUUGUCUGCUGAAAGCCGUUCCUCCGUCCUGCUCCUGUUGAGGAAAAUUCUGACGGACCGAUCUGUCUUGUCAGCUUUGGUGGAUAGACUUGAGGUGUUAAGCAGCGGUGAAGCUCCCUGCUUCUUAACCAGCGAGUUGUCUGAAGAACAGAGUCAGAACAUCAGUGCAUUUUUAGACUUACUGAAGUGUGACCAACUAGACAAGACGUCAUCAACGUCAUUGUCAAGUUAUAAUGGAUGUCAGAUAUCAACAACCAAUCACAGCGAUCCUUCCUUGGCAUCUGAGUUAAAUGGAUCAAGCUCCACACCAGAAGAACGGAAUGGAUGUCACACAGCCGUAUCCCAUGAGAAUGGAUGCUCAACAAAAGCAAGCAGGAAGAACAUGGAGCUCAUGUAUGCCAUGCAAAUGCUGAUGAACGCUCUUGAUGAGCUGAUGGACGCUGGACUGGACCUGCUAGAGCCGUUCUGCACUUCUGAAGGUCUCCAAAGUCUACAGGAUUUAGUAAUUCAUCUGACUACAAGCGAUAUGCCUCUCUGCAAGGACACCAUCCCUGUUUUCCUCCAAAGUGACAAUGACUUCCACAGAGUGGAGGAACUUUUUCAGUCAUGCAAUGUUUUACUAAGGAAAGAGAAUGACAUGUUGACCUCAAAAAUAACCUGUAGAGAGGGAUUCCUCCCUAUGGUUCUGUGCAUUGCCAUCCAUGGCCUUGCAUCCUUUGUUGCUGCGUGCUGAAAUAGGCAGUUAAAGUGUGUUAAAGUCAUGUUUUCCAAGUUACUAAGCCAUAUUAGUUAAUGCAGAAAUUACUUGCUUUAGUUGUAAUGUUCCUAUGUGCAGACAUUUAAUUGCUUCUGAAUAUUUUUUGCACUAAUUUUAUCUUUGUUAAUUCCGUAAUAGUAAUCAGUCUAAUAGUAAUACAUCUCAAACGAGGUGCUUUUACUGGUAGAUUUUAA
Sinocyclocheilus rhinocerous is the source of this 1979-nucleotide messenger RNA. Its product is annotated as non-syndromic hearing impairment protein 5-like. The record is from RefSeq and is a predicted model, not a curated record. Lineage: Eukaryota; Metazoa; Chordata; Actinopteri; Cypriniformes; Cyprinidae. Bases 181 to 1761 code for a protein of 526 amino acids. The transcript has 10 exons. Gene Ontology annotation, cellular component: cytoplasm. Gene Ontology annotation, biological process: programmed cell death.